AUGAAUUGUGAUGUUUCGGCUCAACAGCAACAACAAGGUAGCGGAUAUGAAGAUAAAGAACGAUUCGCCAAAACGCCAUUAAGUAUGUUAAAUGACAUUGCACGACACAAUAAAAUUAAACCGGAAUUUUGUCUUGAAAAUGAAACGGGUCCAGCCCAUGAGAAAGUCUUUACUGUUAAACUAAAACUUGGUGAAGAUGAAUCGUACGUUGGUGCUGGAAGUAGUAUUAAAAAAGCACAACAAGAAGCAGCUAAAGUAGCAUUAGCAGAAUCAAGUUUAUUAGCAUCGACUAAUCAAAAAAACAAAGAAACAAAGAAGUCAAACUUACCAAGUACUGUAGAAUUGAAUACCUAUGCUGCUAAACAAAAUAUCUCUACUAAAUAUGUGCUUCUUGAUCAACAACCUUACCAUCGUGGCUGGUGCUAUUAUUAUCGUCUUUACAUCGGUGUUGAUACUGAUUUAUACUUUGAUGGUGACGCUUUUACACAUCAACAAGCUCGAAAUAUGUGUGCCCAUAAUGCACUGGAAUAUUUUAAACAAUUUUCACAAACUGAACAACAAUCAGCGUUUAAUAACAACGACAACAAUAUCAAAAAGAAGACAAAAUCAGAUAUAUCCAUAUUAUACGAACAAGCUAAACGUCUUCAAUUACCAAUUCAUUUUGAAAUUAAUUUUAUUUAUGAUCAUCUAAAUCAGCGAACGUUUCAUGCUACAUUUUAUGUUGGUGAUGAAACAGGAUAUGGUCAGGGUCAAACAAAACAAAUUGCUAAACUAAUGGCUGCUAAAAAUAUUUUGGGAAAAUUGUCUUUAUCAUCUCCUACAUUCACCCCAAUUCGGCAACAACGUUCACCACGACGAAAAAAACCGACAAAGUGUUCAUAUCAGUUUAAACAACAAAAAGUUGAGGCACCCAACUAUGGUCGAGGAACAAUAAAUCCUAUAGCACGUUUACUUCAAAUACAACAAGCAAAAAAUAAAAAAUUUAUCUACGAGUUAAUUAACAAUGAGAAUGAUGAAAAUCAGAAUAAGAAUGAAAAUGGUGAAAAAUUAUUUUAUUGUCGAUUAACAGUGACGUCAGGUAAUUCAGAUGGAACUCAUGAUGUGAACGACGAACAUGAAACAAUUGGUAGUGGUAUAAAUAAACGUUUAGCUAAACGAAAUGCUGCUGAACAAAUGUUAGAAAAACUUGGUUAUUCACAAACAUCUGUUAACAUAUUGCCACCUCCACCACGAAAAUCAUCGCUUAAAGGUUCAUCCACAAUAAACAACAAAAACAUCGACAAUAAUACAGAAAAAAAACAUGUUAAAUUUUUAACUGAUGAACCAAUAGAAAAAUUAUCGACAACUAAUGAAUCGAAAAAUGAAUCCACAAAGCCAGAUGAAUCAUCCGAUAUUGCUGAAAAUUAUAAACAAGAACUUGAACAAUCGUGCACAAAUCUGAAUAUACAGAUUCUUUACGAAAAUCAAAAAACUCAAUCUUCGCCCAAUAAUUCGAAUGUAUUUAGUUCGAUAUUAAGUUUAUCAAUUAAAGAUCAUUUACUAGCACAAUUUCUUGGUCAAGGUCCAAAUAUUAAUGUUGCUCAAGAACAAGCAGCUAAAGUUGCUCUAUUAAAUCUACGAAAAUUAUUCACCUCAUCAAAUAAACAUAUGAUAAAUCAAAUAGUAAACCAAUUAUCAUCUUGUCAUACAAAUAUUGUCAAUGUAGUACAAACAAAUAACGCCAGUCGUUUUAACAUGGUUACCAAUGAUUCUCUUGAUGAUCUACGUUUAUUCCAUGCAUCUGAGAAAAGUCGUCUGAGUCGAUUAUUAGAACAACUUGAAUGGUCAGAAGAAUGUUUAAAUGAUCAUUCUAAAUUUGUUACUUGUCCCUACAAUGCAUAUCAUCGUAUUAAUGAAGAAAAAAUUUAUUCGCAUAUUGUUGGUUGUCAGUUAAUGAACGAUGGUUAUGAGAGAAAAUAUCAGAAAGAAAUUGUUGAAUGUGAACGUGAAAAAGAAUUUUUAAAUCAAUCUGUUAUUAAAUUAGAUCCGGUAAAAUUAGCCAAUAUACUUCAAAAACCAUACCCCGUGAGUGUUCCAUUAACUAUUGAAAGUACAUGUAUCAAUUUUACUGUGAAUGAACGAUGUUUAAUUGAAAAAGCAACAUAUGAUCAAGCGAAACAAUUAGGAUCUGUACCACCAACGUUAAAUGAAAAUAUUAUUGAUUUAGCUGCUGCUCAAAGUGCAAAAACAUCGACUAAAAGCGAAACAGAUUUAUUAGCUGAAUUACGUGAUAGAAAACGACGAAGAACAAAAUAUCGUGGCGGUGGUGUCAAUAAAAAAUCUUAUUAUGAUGUGAAUACUUUUAAACUGUUUGAUAUUUACAUUGUUAUAUAA
Didymodactylos carnosus is the source of this 2373-nucleotide messenger RNA. The record is from the annotation of a GenBank genome assembly. Lineage: Eukaryota; Metazoa; Rotifera; Eurotatoria; Philodinida; Philodinidae.